Molecule: messenger RNA, 894 nt
Organism: Suillus fuscotomentosus
Lineage: Eukaryota; Fungi; Basidiomycota; Agaricomycetes; Boletales; Suillaceae
Exons: 9
Coding region: 1-894 (297 amino acids)
Source: RefSeq, a predicted model, not a curated record
AUGGGCAAACACAAGAAGCCAAAUUCUUCUGACCCUGAUGUUCAACAUGAGCCCCACCAUUCUGAACGAAGUAACCGAGGGCAAGGUGGCCACAUUGGCCAGCUUCAAAAGCUGGAAAGCACUCAAACGGAGACACACCAAUGGGUGAAGAAAAAUCCUGCUCAGGAUGCACUUAAGAAUGAGGAUGAUUUAGAGGCUGGGCAUGCUCAUGAUGAAGGCCUCAGUGUGCGCUCUUCAUCUGCAGAUGAUGAAGAUGAUUGUAAUGUUCCUUUCCCUUCCCUAGAUGACAGUGAUAUGCAUUCCCCUCCCCAAGUUUCUGACGAUUUUGGUGCGAAGAAACAGAGACACGCUCAACCCAUCCCUCUAUCUAAACCUACAUGCACCAUCUUCUUAAACGACAUUGAUAUCCAACCCUCUUCCCAAGUUCCUAACAGGUUCCAUUCGAAGAACUUCAAGAAACACACUCAUCCUAUCACUCCAUCCGCAGAUAAUAACAGUAUACAGAGACAUCACCCUAUCGUCAGCCCCUCCAGAUCUAUGAACAGCGAUAUUCCAUCCCAUCCACAUCGAGUUCCUAAGCCAGCCAGCAACUCUAUUGCCUUGGAUACUGUCCAUGAUGUUCUCCAGGAGCAUUGUGCAAAGAACUGGUGCCAUCGUCCACCUGAUCCAAGGACACUUCAGAAAUCUGUCGCACUUGGAGCAACUGCGCUCGCUGCAGCCAUUGAUGAGUACAAGACCGGUAUCUACAAACCAAUGAAAUUUGUCUCUGAGUUGUAUCAGCCCAUUUAUGACAGUGUCAUGCAACUCUACGAUGAUGUCAAGCUUGACCCUUAUCAUUCGAAGAAAUGUCGAGCAGUUCUAUCUAUAAAUGUUGAAAGGUCGCGCGUUGCCUAG